CAAAAUAAUAAGAAAAUGGAAUUUACUCAGAUUUCACUUGUCUCUUUCCUCUUCAUCUUUAUCACUAUCACAUUCUGGCUCACAAGAUCAAAUCGGAAGCUUAAGCUUCCACCGUCUCCAGCGACAGCUUUGCCAGUGAUCGGCCACCUCCAUCUCCUCAAGCCACGGCUCCACCGGCUACUACUCUCCUUCUCCCAGUCCCUCGAAAAUGCUCCUAUCUUCCACCUCCGCCUCGGAAACCGCCUCGUUUACGUCGUUUCCUCACGUUCCAUCGCCGAAGAGUGCUUCACCAAAAAUGAUGUCGUUCUCGCGGACCGACCCGUGUUCACCGUGAGCAAGCACAUCGGCUAUAACGCCACUCAUAUGGUAGCCGCAGUCGAGAUAUUUUCGUCUCAGAGACUCAAUACGUUUCUGUAUAUCCGUAAGGACGAGAUCCGACGGCUCAUCUCACGUCUCUCCCGCGACUCCUUACACAAAUUUGUGGAGGUGGAAAUGAAAUCAUUAUUAGGGAAUUUGGCAUCCAACAAUAUCAUCAGAAUGGUGGCCGGAAAGCGAUACUAUGACGACGGCACCGAGGACAACGAUGAAGCCAAGCGUGUGAGAAAACUUGUGUCAGGGUUGACCGGUGGUGCUAGUGCCGGGAAUCCAGCUGACUAUAUUUCAAUCGUACGAUGGGUAACAAAUUUCGAGAAAAAUAUCAAAAAUCUAGGGAAACAAUUUGAUGCGUUUUUACAGGGAUUAGUUGAUGAGAAACGUGCACAGAAAGAGAGAGGUCAUACUAUGAUCGAUCAUUUGCUUUCUCUCCAAGAAACUCAACCUGAGUACUAUAACGAUGUCACCAUCAAAGGGAUGAUCCUCUCUAUGAUAAGUGCAGGGACAGACACGUCAUCAACAACACUAGAAUGGGCAAUGUCAAGUUUGUUGAACCAUCCAGAGAUACUCAUGAAAGUGAGAUCUGAAAUUGAUGAAAAAGUCGGUUUAGAUCGGUUAAUAGACGAAUCAGACAUUGUGAAUCUUCCUUAUCUUCAAAACACUGUGUCGGAAACACUACGUUUGUAUCCUGCCGUCCCGUUACUACUCCUUCACAUGUCAUCGGAUGAUUGUAAAGUUGCGGGAUACGAUAUGCCACGUGGGACGAUACUGUUGGCCAAUGCGUGGGCUAUGCAGCGAGAUCCCAAGUUAUGGGAGGAACCUGAGACGUUUAAGCCAGAGAGAUUUGAAAAGGAAGGGGAAAUUCAUAAGCUGAUGAUGCCGUUUGGGUUAGGAAGAAGAGCUUGCCCCGGAGCUGGGCUUGCUCAACGGUUGGUGGGACUGACUCUCGGAGCUUUGGUUCAGUGUUUCGAGUGGGAAAGGGUUGGUGAGGAACUUGUGGACAUGACCGAAGACGAUGGAGUUACGCUGCCUAAAAUGAUGCCGUUACGAGCUAUGUGCAGAUCCCGUAACAUUGUGAGUAAAGUGAUGUGAAAUCUAUCUUGUCGUGUUUCUUAAAGUAUUUUAAGCUUUGUUUAAUCUAAGUAUCAAGUAAAAUAAUAAUAAUAUAUCUGUUGUGUCUUUUAUUAAAAAUGUAUUUCAAAGUUUUAAGAUAAA
This is a messenger RNA of Camelina sativa (false flax), 1587 nucleotides long. Its product is annotated as cytochrome P450 81D11-like. NCBI's taxonomy places the organism in Eukaryota, Viridiplantae, Streptophyta, Magnoliopsida, Brassicales, Brassicaceae. The record is from RefSeq and is a predicted model, not a curated record. Gene Ontology annotation, molecular function: oxidoreductase activity, acting on paired donors, with incorporation or reduction of molecular oxygen; monooxygenase activity; heme binding.